Molecule: messenger RNA, 500 nt
Organism: Biomphalaria glabrata
Lineage: Eukaryota; Metazoa; Mollusca; Gastropoda; Planorbidae
Product: hydramacin-1-like
Exons: 2
Coding region: 64-315 (83 amino acids)
Biological process (GO): defense response
Source: RefSeq, a predicted model, not a curated record
UCGAGAACAUUAGCAGAGCGAGCCAAAACAUUUUCCAGUGAGUUCCGCAUCGACUUGUCAGAUAUGGCUGCUGCUUUAAAGAUAUUUUCUGCUCUUGUUGUGGUCGGCAUCUUCUUGUCUGCUGUCGAGGCAGGAUGGGGGGACUGUUACGAAACAUGGAGCAGGUGUUCAAGGUGGAGCAGUCCAUUCACUGGGGUUCUGUGGAAGUCUUGCAACGACAGAUGCAAAGAACUUAAGAAAAGAGGAGGCAAUUGUGUGCAGACACCAUCCAAAUGUCCUGUCACAAGCAAGGCCUAUCAAUGCCAGUGCUACUGACCUAAGAAAUAAAUGCUUUAUAUUAAGUUUAAAAAAACAACAACAACCCAACAUCCAUAUAUCCAGUUAUAAAAUGAAAAUAAUCUAUACAGAUAGAUAUAUCAUACAUUAUCAGAUACAUCCAUAGAUAGUAAUAUACUAUGUGUGGUUGAUUUGUAUAGAAAUCAAAUAAAAAUGUAAUCUUC